Messenger RNA from Pararge aegeria (speckled wood butterfly), 1131 nucleotides. Its product is annotated as tetraspanin-9-like. The record is from RefSeq and is a predicted model, not a curated record. The transcript has 8 exons. The coding region runs from base 427 to 1131 and encodes 234 amino acids. Gene Ontology annotation, cellular component: membrane. Lineage: Eukaryota; Metazoa; Arthropoda; Insecta; Lepidoptera; Nymphalidae.
ACUGAAAGCAGUUUUUGGAAUUUUCAUAAAUUUCAUUUUACUGAGUACAUACUCAGUAAAAUGAAAUUUAUGAGUGUUGUUUUGAAGCUUUAAUUCGUCUAUAAUUCUAAAGUGCGGCCAGUUUAUUCGCGGACUAAAUGUCAGGCAAAAAAAUGUCAGGUCGUUCGCUCACUGAACGGCAAACGAAUUUAGCGUAAUAAAAAGUAGGAUAUCAUGGUUUCGACACUCGACAACGUCAAAAAUUGCCGUAAUGAAAAUUUAAUUCUAAGCGUACAGUUAUGGACAGUAAAUUGAUGAACACGAUAAAAAAUAUAAUUAAAGUUUUAGUGUACCUAAAACUUGAGAGUAACUUGAUAUGGAUCCAAUAUAAGAGCGCGACAUGUAAAAUCAACACGCAGACAUAGCCAAACGCAUUGGAGUUUAGCCAUGGCCAUGGGUGGUGCUAUGGAUAGCUGCGGGCGGUGUAUGAAGGUCUCUCUCGUCAUCAUCAACGUAUUGACACUUAUAGGCGGCGCGAUAGCAUUAGGAAUCGGGGCAUGGAUCUGGGUGUCCCGCUCGUUCCCCAGCACGCUGAUGAUGAACAACAUGUUCAUCGCGUCGGUGGCGGUGAUCGUGGUGAUGGGCGCGGCGGUCAUGCUCCUCUCGCUACUGGGCUGUUGCGGCGCGGCGAAGGAAGUCAAGUGCAUGCUGUUGACGUACUACAUCCUUAUUUUCAUCAUCUUCGUGGUGAUGUUAGUAGGUGGGAUCCUACUUUUCGUGUUCAAGGAAAAAGUUAGUUCUACUCUGGAACGAGAGAUGCACGCCUCCAUACCCUAUUAUGGCGUAAAGCACGAGUACACAAAGGCUUGGGAUGAUACACAGACAUACCUGCAGUGCUGUGGUGUCAAGAGUUAUAAGGACUGGAACGAUAACGUUCCCGAGAGUUGCUGUCAAGAAGUUUACCCGGGCAAAAGACGGGAUUGCAAGUAUUCCCAGAACCCGACGACCAUGUACAUGGACGGCUGUUACAGUAAGACGGUGGACUUGCUGCGGGAAGACGCCGUCUACGUCGGGGCUGUGGCCAUUGUUGUGGCUUUGAUUAUGGUAUUGGCGCUAAUAUUUUCGUGUGGAUUGUUCGUGAAAAUAGAGUGA